Pichia membranifaciens NRRL Y-2026 is the source of this 945-nucleotide messenger RNA. RefSeq lists its product as hypothetical. The transcript has a single exon. Bases 1 to 945 code for a protein of 314 amino acids. The record is from RefSeq and is a predicted model, not a curated record. Lineage: Eukaryota; Fungi; Ascomycota; Pichiomycetes; Pichiales; Pichiaceae.
AUGCAGGCCGACUCACAAUUGAAAUUAUUGAUAAGGACGUCCAAGGCUAAACUUGAGUUCAAAGUAACCAAAUCUAGGGCCCUUUCCUCCCACACAAUACAGACGACAGUUAUCCCUGAACUUCGGAGUCUUGCAACCAUUCCCAAUGACUCUAGGCCGUUUGAGAGGGGACUAGAUAUUCUUAACAUGAAACUGGCACAGAUGGUGAGAAAUGACAGAGCGGCAGAUGUUUGGGAAGACCUCAUCGGUGAAUUGUCCGUUUUAGAGAAUUCCCUCCAUCAACUGGUAAGCAUGAUGGAGGAGCAACGUGAGUUGGCAGUACAGAGGCAAUCACAGCAAAGGAAAGUUAGACAUGGAUCAACACAAAGCAAUUUGGGGAAGGGUUGGUCGUUUUUAGGUUUCACCUUUACUGGAAACUCGCAGACCAAAAAUGGAGAAGAACCUGGUGUCGAGAAACCGAGUGAAGGACCAACUGAAGAGACUCACGAGUCUAUGGACAGAGUAACCAAGGUCGUGAGAAAUGUCGUCGUAGCACAAGACUAUUUGUCCGACGAUAUUAAGGAGCUACACAAGUUAGCCCUGGCAUUAUCCAAAUGUAUAGAUAAGUCAGAAGUGUUGGCGCAUUCCCCGGAUACCAAAGAAAAACUCCCUGCAGAUGCCAUCACCGAUUUAGAAGAUAGGAUAUAUGUGGAAAUUGUGAGAAAGCUUAGAGGUGAUGACGAGGAAACAGUUGUGACCGAUUAUAUGCAUGAGUUGUGUGACAUUUAUAAAAUUGAUCUUUACAGCGAAGAUAAAUACAAGGAAGAUGUGAAUGAAGAUGACGGGGAAAACGGUGACAACGCCGAGGGCAGUAACGAGAACCAACCGGUCAGACCACAGGUGAAGAAAAAGCUGGAUGAUUUGGACGACUUGAAGGAACGUUUUGAGGCUUUGAAAAAGUCCUAA